AUGCAUAAUUUUUAUUUGUUCCAAGCGGUCAAUAAAUAUCAAAAUAUCAACUUUAUAAUCCUAAGCUUUUGAAUUAUUAAUCUUACAUUCAUGAUAUUAGGAUUUUGUUUAAAAAUAGCUUGAAUGAACAACAAAAUAACUUUUUAAACACUUCUUGUAAUAUAAUACAAUAAUUAUUUGAUAUAUAAAAAUAAACAGUAAUAGAAUCAACCCAAAUAUCAAAAAUAAAUUUUGAGAAUGAAACAAAAAGUUUUAACUUAGGCGUCUUAGAGUUUAUUAUGGAUCCUUUUGAGCAAGAUGAAAAAAUUUAAGAAAUUUUAAUUAAUUGUAAAACAAAUUAUUAUGAUGAGAGUUUAGCAUAUUUAAUGAGAGCUAAAGCCUUUCUCUGUUAAUUAGGGGAGUUUUAUAUUUCCUCAAGUUGCCAAUAAUGUUAAUCAGAAUAAGGAUUUUAUUCAGUCACAUAUAAUGCAACAAAAUGUUCAAUUUUUGAUAAAAACAAAUUUGAGGCAAUUACAUCGAAUUAAAUUCUAUUAAAAAUUGGUUAUUGGAGACCACAUUACACUUCUGAUGAUGUAGAAUUAUGUUAUAAAAACCAAUAUCUUUGUUAAGGAGGUUGGGGUGUUAAUAAUGAUUUAUGUUUUAAGGGACAUUUAGGAGGACUUUGUGAAGAAUGCGAUAGAUUUAAUAUAAGAGGUGAUGGAUAAUUCUUUAAAAAUUAAUAAUCAGUAGAAUGUGAGCAAUGUUAGGAUGCUACCAAGCGGUUAAUAGCAUUUUUUUUAAUUUCAAUAUGGUAUUGCAAAUUUUAAUAAAUUAUAGGGCUAUUUUAUCAACACUAUUAACUAUCGGCAGUAUUGAAAAAUCAAAUAUAUUAUUUGCAUAACUUAAACUUAGAUAAAAGUUUGCUAAUAUUUUAUUCAAACUGAAUUAAGGUAUUAAUUUAUUUAUAUUAAAAUAUUUAGAUCAUGAAAGUAUUUUAUUUAAAUUAUUUCUUAAUUAUUUAUGGAUAUUUUCACUCAUCUUUACAUUUAAUAUUAAAUUAACCAUAUCUUUAGGUAUUUUUAAAUAAUCAAAUGAUACUUCAUAUUUUAUGACCAAUUUUUUUGAAUGUUUUUUGUCUGAAAUUUAAGAGAUAGAAUUAAUUUAUAGUAGAAUCAUAGUUAUGUUAGUCCUUAUGCUUUGUUAAAUAUUAGUAAUCUUUAUUGGUUUUAAAAUUUUUUCAAUAAUUAAAAACACUAAAUUCAAAAGCCUAAUUAUUUCAAUUACUAUCUUAUAAAUGUAUGUACAAAAUUAUGCUUCUUUACUUAAUCAGUAAUAAUAUUUAUUUUUUAUAAUUAGAUUUUUUUCUAUUUUAGUUGGUAGAUAGAUUUCAAAUAUAAAAUACAUAUCAGGUGAUGUAUCAUUACUGUAUGGAUCUAAAAAUCAUAUUUCUUGGAUAUAUGGAUUUUCAAUACCUGGAUCUUGCUUAAUUGGAUUCAUUUUACCCUCAUUAAUAUUUUUGAUUUUGUACAUCUAUAGAGAUUAACAUGAUAAAAUAAAGUUUAGAAGGCAUUUAGGAUAUUUAUUUAAUGAAUAUACUUAAAAUAGCUAUUUUUGGGAAAUUGUAAAAUUAUGGAAAAAAACUAUUAUCAUUCUUAUCUUAAUAUAUUUUUAAACUGACAUAUAUUUUAAAGCAUAAUUAUUAAGCCUUUGCUUAUUGUUUUACUAAUUGAUUGCCUCUAAAUAUAAACCUUAUAUACUUAAGAAACUUAAUUAAUUAGAUAAUUAAAGUGUAUAAUUUUGCUUAAUUGCAAUAUUUUUAGCAGUUCUCAAAAAUAUAUCUGAAUAAAAAGAAAAUGAUAAUAUUUCAGCAAUCAUUCAAAUAUUUAUUAUUGUAGAUAGUAUUAUAUUGAGUUAUCCAUUUAUUAUGAAUAUUCUAAAUACUUAUAUUCUCAAACACAAGGUAAAAGUCAUUUCAUUACUCAUAAAUAUGUUUUCAGCUUUUAAACCUAAUUUUGCAAUUACAAAAUUCCUUAGAAAUAGACUAAAUAAAUGGAAAUAAAAAGAAGAAAAAGCAAAAUAAAAUAUUGUAAAAAUAAGAAAAAUUCUAUUCAAAAAAAACUAUAUUUUCAGAAAAUAGUAAUAUACUAUAGUAUUUUAGGGUUAAACUUAAUGAAUAAAAAACUGAAUUGGUAUAACUAACCGUUUAAACUAAUUUCGAUAAAGAUAUAUGA
This is a messenger RNA of Paramecium primaurelia, 2210 nucleotides long. The record is from the annotation of a GenBank genome assembly. NCBI's taxonomy places the organism in Eukaryota, Ciliophora, Oligohymenophorea, Peniculida, Parameciidae.